CAAAAUAAAUUGUGAAGUGCGCGGAUCGGCCGUGUAGCUGAAUUUUCUAAUUUACUUCUCGUUUACUUGUUUUGAGCGUUGUUUUGGCGUAUUUUUAACGUAUUAUUUCAACUGAACGGGACAUAAAAUAAGAGUAAUAAUGUUUAAGAAUAAUGAAAUGAGAAUUUAAUCACGACUUUUUAAACACAGUGGGAAGUAAACAUUAGCACUGGACAAUUUCCAUGGAAAAUAUCAACACAGGCUUCAACUUUGUUUGAUGCCAUCACGACAAUAAUCGUCAUAUCGUAUAGGUAUCACGCACCAAUCAAAGACUGAUUUUACGUAGACAUUCCGACCAAGACAUGCGAUAGCCAUGUUCAAGCUUCUAGGAGGACUUAGCGUGUACUUCAAGUACCAGCCAAUCAAGACUGACAAUGCCGUGUUUAGGCUGCACAAUGUGUUUACGACGGUACUGCUACUGACCUGUUCGAUGAUCAUCACGGCCACGCAGUAUGUGGGACAGCCGAUACACUGUAUAUCGGGACCAGGUCUACCCAAUCAUGUGGUCAACACGUUUUGUUGGAUCACGUCGACGUUCACUAUGCCCGAUGCGUUUGCUAGAGAGGUGGGCAAGGAAGUCGCGCAUCCGGGUAUCAUGAACGAGUACGACAGUACGCAAGCGAAGAAGUACUACUCGUACUACCAGUGGGUGUGCUUCGUGCUGUUCUUCCAGGCAAUAAUGUGUUACACGCCCAAGUACCUUUGGGACGCCUUUGAAGGAGGCUUGCUGAGGACCAUAGUGAUGGGUCUCAAUAUAGGCAUCUGUCACGCGGAGGAGAAAGAGAAGAAGAAGGACGUCAUCAUUGGGUACCUCAUCAGGCAUGAAAGGAGACACAAGCUCUAUGCGUUCCGAUACUGGGGCUGCGAGAUGCUCUGCCUCGUGAACAUCGUCGUCCAGAUGUGGAUGAUGGACAGCUUCUUCAAUGGCGAGUUCCUCUCGUAUGGUACCAGGGUGCUGGGGUACAGCGAAGUGCCUCAGGAAGAGAGGUACGAUCCAAUGAUCUACGUGUUUCCGCGCGUCACAAAGUGCACAUUCCACAAAUAUGGUGCGUCUGGAACAAUACAGACGCACGACAGCCUCUGUGUGUUACCGCUUAACAUCGUGAAUGAGAAGACCUUCAUAUUCCUAUGGUUCUGGUACAUCAUACUCGCCGUGAUCCUAGCGUUACUCGUCAUUUAUAGGCUAGUAAUAAUCUUCGUGCCGUCCGUCCGACCGAGACUACUCCACGCGAGGUCUAGGACGAUACCGAUAGAGUCAGCAUUGAUAGUGUCCAGACGGACGGACGUGGGCGACUGGUGGUUGUUGUAUAUGCUCGCGAGGAAUAUGGACCCGCUUAUUUAUAGGGAACUAAUAGCGGAACUAAUAAAGCGUAUGGGCGAGAAGAGCGGACCGCGCGCGUGACGCACGAAGCGGCCGCGGGACAUAGCCGUGCUAGCCGUGUGACGUCACACCACAACACUGUAUAUAUAGCUGAAGUACCCUCCAGUAUAUUUGUGGAGGUAGUUGGAUAUAGGAAGUACCCUCGAGUAAAUGUAAUAUGGAUAUAUUGUAAGGGUGCCCUCGAAUAAACUUGAUAUAGAAACUUCUGAUUUGAGGGUAGAUGGAUAUAUUGAAAGUGUGCCCUCGAGUAGUUGGGGGUAGUUGGAUAUAUGAAGUACCCUCGAAAUUUGAUAUGGAUAUAUAUACUAAGUAACUUCUGAUUCUAAAAUAUUGACGAUUAAAACUAAAAUCGAUAAAGGGAGCUAAUAAAGCGUAUGGGCGAGAAGAGCGGGCCGCGGGACAUCUCCGUGCUAGCCGUGUGACGUCACAACACAACACUGUAUAUAUAGCUGAAGUACCCUCCAGUAUAUUUGUGGGGGUAGUUGGAUAUAAGAAGUACCCUCGAGUUAAAUUGUGGGGGUAGUUGGAUACAUGAAGUACCCUCGAGUAAAUGUAAUAUGGAUAUAUUGUAAGGAUGCCCUCGAAUAAACUUGGUAUAGAAACUUCUGAUUUGAAGGUAGAUGGAUAAAAUGACAUGAUUUUUUUCUAAAAUAGCCUUUAUUAUAACUAAAAUCGAUAAAAGGAACUAAAAGCCAAGCUAAUAAAGAACGAUGAGAGAACAUUGUUUGUCAAUAUUAUGGUUAAAAUUUUUGUUAAUAUCCAAAUAUCUUCUUUGGUUUUAAUUUUUGAUAGUGUUUUCAAAUGAAUCACGUUUAAAAUCUGUUGAAAAUAUUUUCUGAAUAUUUAAAAUUACUAUGAGGGUAGAAUUAUAUUUUCAGCUACCCGCCAUUAAGGUGAAAUUAAAAUAAAGAUGUGGGUUUCUACCCUACGUUACGUCUGAUACUGGCCUUAAGUGUAAAUACAGUUUCCUUUGCGUAGUUUUUAAAUGUUGCUGAUAUAAGUAAUUAUCGAAUUACACUAAGAAUUCAACUCGAAAUUUGUACUGUGACUAGAGAGAGAAAUACUCGGUAAAAAGUGUUAUUUU
Colias croceus (clouded yellow) is the source of this 2504-nucleotide messenger RNA. It is a transcript of the gene ogre, whose product is annotated as innexin inx1. Gene Ontology annotation, molecular function: gap junction channel activity. The transcript is spliced from 8 exons. Lineage: Eukaryota; Metazoa; Arthropoda; Insecta; Lepidoptera; Pieridae. The record is from RefSeq and is a predicted model, not a curated record. Gene Ontology annotation, cellular component: plasma membrane; gap junction. Bases 353 to 1441 code for a protein of 362 amino acids.